CCAAUGGGAGACCCUCUAACCUUCCCUGCCAACAUCCUUCUCUGGGGGCCACCCAUGUUCCGAGCCAUCAGAGCCAGGGCGCUCACCAAAUGGCUGCACUUGCACCGCCUGCUGCUGCUCCCCCACCGCCUCUGCCCCUGGCUCACCUAGUGCCCGCGCUUCCACUGCCUCUCCCCCAUGUUCCCCCACCUGUUCCGUCUUCCUUCCCCCAUUCCACAGCCCAUGGAAGACCCCUCAACCUUCCCCAACAAUAUCUUCCUGUGCAGUCCGCCCAUGUUCGGUGCCAUCAGCCCGCGGGCGCUCACCGAGUGGCUGUGCUUCCACGCUCUCUCCCUUUCCCAUGUGCCCUCUCACAGCCCAUGGAGGACCCAUCAACCUUCCCCAACAAUAUCGUCCUGUGCGGGCCGCCCAUGUUCGGCGCUAUCAGCCCGCGGGCGCUCACCGAGUGGCUGCACUUCCACCGCCUGCUGCUGCCGGUGGACCGUUUUGUCCUGUAUGACGCGGGCGGCGUGGUGGACCAUGCUGACGUCAGCAGCGCAGUGCAGCCGUGGGUGCGGGCGGGGGUGGUGGAGGUGGUGGGGUUUGAGGAGUCAACGCAGUAUGACGUGUGGUCCUACGCUCAGGCUCUAUCAACGCACGACUGCCUGUACGGGAAUCGUCACGGGGCGCGGUGGCUGCUCUUUGCUGACCUGGACGAGUUUGUCGAGGUGCUGCCGCCUGCCACGCUCCAGCAGCUGCUACAGGACAACGCCGGCCGCCCGUGGAUCACGUUUGGGUGCACGGUGUUCAACAGCUCGUUCUGCCGCCCGCAGGAGCCGUGGAACGGCGGCGCCACUAGGAGAAGAAGGAGGAUGUUGCUACAGGGGGGAGGGGCAACAGGGAGGAGGGGCAAACAGGGGAGGGGGAACAAGAACUUCGGCCACCGCAAGUACAUCCUCAACCCGCGCCGCGUCUCCCUCGCUCAGGCCAAGUUCAUUUCCCACCCCUACUCCCGCUCGCCCCAUGCCCCCCCUCGUCCAUGCCCUCCUCGCCCCAUUGCCCCCCCUCGUCCCCCCGUCUGCCGCGCCUACCCUCUCACAGAUCCAUACGUCUCAAAAGUCAACUUUUAUCACCUCGCCCGACAUGCUCCCCUCGCCGCCCCUGUCUGCCGCGCCUCCCUCGCACAGAUCCACGUGAUCAUCGGCGGCGAUAUGGACGGCCUGGAUCUGCCGACGGACGUGGCGAGAUUCGCGCACUACAGGGGGCUGACAACACGCGGUACCCAUGUGCGACCUGGGUGCUCCCAGCCGCUGGUGGCGCUACCACGAUGGGUGGCACGCAUGGCCCAGGCUGCCCGCUCCUGCCCUUCUCUUGUCACAGCCGUUCCUGAGGUGAGGCGUGCUUGA
Molecule: messenger RNA, 1385 nt
Organism: Closterium sp. NIES-65
Lineage: Eukaryota; Viridiplantae; Streptophyta; Zygnematophyceae; Desmidiales; Closteriaceae
Source: the annotation of a GenBank genome assembly